Molecule: messenger RNA, 897 nt
Organism: Lachancea fermentati
Lineage: Eukaryota; Fungi; Ascomycota; Saccharomycetes; Saccharomycetales; Saccharomycetaceae
Source: the annotation of a GenBank genome assembly
AUGUCAGCAAGAACAAACAAAACAAUGAAGAAGUUAUUAAUAUUGAUCUUCAUUCUACAACUCUGUAGUUCAUAUGCCACAAGGGGACCCCAGAACAAAGAAUCGAAUUUACUUCCCGUAGUUGCCCCGAGGGAACUUACAUAUGACAAGCACUCCGAUCUGGAAGGAAUAUCCUGCACGAAGAGAUUGCACAGCAGUUUAAAUGAGAUUGUUAGUAUUGGUGAAAAAAUGUUACUAGAACAACACAUUAGCAAUCCAAAUGCUAAAAUUACUCGCGAGCUUUUAUCAGCGUGUCUUGGCAUUGAUGAAUCGAGCAAAAAUCUAGUAUCCAUAUUCGCUAAAGAGGAAAUUGGGAGUGAAUUAAAAGACUUAAAUGCACAAUUGAGGAUCUUUUUUCAGCUCAAGAUAUCGGAACUAUCCAAUGAAUUCGUAAAAAACCAGUGUAAGCUGAAAAUGUCAACCACAAAGCUGAAAAAAGUUAUCAAUGAACUGAAUCUUCUCAAAGUGACUUUAGAUGACGCGAUUAACUUCUUUAAAUCAAGAGAUGACGAUAAUAGCUUUCAAAUAAUGGAGUUGGUCGACACUGUUGAUCUUCUUACUGAUAAGCAAUUGAGUGAGGAGAUAACCGGACGACUUCUGGCAGAAAUAAUAUGCAGCAGGGUUAAGGUUACCGUAGAAGAUGGUAAUAUUGACCAAGCCAUGAACGAAAUUUCCGCAAUAUUUGGGGAUUUAGGUAUUCUUUUGACGGCUUAUGCUACCGGCUUGACGCUUUGCUCUUUAAGUUUGGGCACUGCAACUUGUGGUGUUUCGGUGGUCAUUUCAAGCGCUGGCACAAUUGUCUUUAUCUCUAGAUUACGCCAUCACCUAGAUGAGCUGCAAAAGGUUGUACAGGAGUGA